CCGGCGGGCAGGCACAGCGCCUCGGUGAUCCUGCUGCACGGCUCAGAGUGAACAAACUGAAAAAAUAUUUCCUCCACUAUAAGUUAUAGUCAUUUUAGGUGACACUGGCCCCGGAGUAAGAGCGUGGAUCAAACAAGUUCUGAAUCAGGAUUUGGUUUUCCAGCAUAUAAAAGUAAUUUAUCCAACAGCUCCUGCCAGAUAUCAAGACCUAUCUUGGAGUUUACACUAUACCACUAUUCUGCAGCAUGGAGAAAGCAUAUUUUUGCAAAUUGAAUAUCUUUUCAUUUCAUUUCUCAUUGGCAUUCUUCCUCCCAUUUCUGUUCAUUUCAACUUUUUCCCCGUGCAGCUGGAAACCUAUUAUCUCCACCUUGGGAAUGGGUGCCUGGAAGAUUAAUAAAAAAUCACAAAAGCCUCCCAUCACUUUCAGUGGGAAUUGCGCCUCUGAAUCCCUAAGACCGUAUACACCUAUGAGAGGGGCCCUCUCCACUGUGUGGUUUGACAGAUGGAAGAUAUCUAAUGAGUGCCCAGAACACAUUGAAACCAUUGACUCAAUGUGUCGGGUGCUUACAAACGUGAUUGAUGAUGAGGUUAAAAAUGGCAUCAGCAAGAAUAAGAUAAUUUUAGGAGGUUUUUCAAUGGGAGGUGGCAUGGCAAUGCAUUUAGCGUACAGGUAUCAUCAAGAUGUGGCUGGAGUCUUUGCUCUUUCUAGCUUUCUCAAUAAGACAUCUGCUGUUUACCAGGCUUUACAGAAAAAUGAAAGUGUCCUUCCUGAAUUAUUUCAGUGUCAUGGAACAGCUGAUGAGUUAGUUCUGCACUCGUGGGGUGAAGAGACCAACAAGAUGUUAAAAUCAUUGGGAGUAGCAACAUCUUUUCAUAGUUUUCCAAAUCUUAAUCAUGAGUUACACAAAACUGAACUGGAAAAAUUGAGCUCCUGGAUUGUAAAGAAAUUGCCUGUGGAGACAGCAAUGUCAAAUGAAUAAAUGAAAUUAACUUAACAUUUCAAAAUAACAUGUUUAUGUAUAGCAAGGGCUUGCCUACAUUAACAGUUAAUGCACAACAGGCUAGUGUGAGGUAAAUAUACAACCCAGCUUGCCAUGCACUAAGUGUCCGUGAGGAUCCUGCUGCCUCACUAGUUCCCUAGUGCACUUUGGUCUACCCUGCUUUGAAACAGGAGUAGAUCAAAGUGCAUAGGGAAUGGUUAGUACAUGGCAGCAUGGUCCAUUAGUGAAUGGAAAACUGGGGUGUGUGUCUACCGCACACUAGCCUUCAUCACACACAAGCCCUAAGAGUGUGCAUCAUUUAUUUCGUAAAUAUAAAUCCAGCUUCAGAUAGACACUAAUGUUACGUACAACUUUCUUAAAACCUAGCCUGGAUGAUGAUAAACUACUGAUACUUACUGAUGUUUUUACUGUCCAAUAUGCAAAACAUGGAAGCUACAACAUUCUGUGGAAGAUACUGAGAGUAUUAAAACCAUUUAUAAAUGGCCCAAACUCUUUUCAAAACUUUAAUAUAUAGUGUUCCAUGAUUUUCCACAUCAUCCUAUUUUUAUUCCAAGCUGGAAAAAUCUGUAAUAGUUAUUUUUUUAAAAAAAGUAUAAAAAUAAUUUUACAGCCUACAAAUGUAGCAGUGUGUAAUAUGAUUCAAGUUACAUUUGAGGAAAAAAAAUUAUGGUGCCAUUCCUGCAAAGACUUAAGCGUGUGCUUAACUUUACACACUGAGUAGUCCCUUAGAGUGCACUGCAGUAGUCUAAGCAGGAAGGUACAAAAGUAUGGAUAGCAGUGGCACAGUCCGCAACUGAAAGAAAAGAUCACAACCAGGGCAGCUGGCAAAAAGGGAACAUGGUUACUGCUAUAAUAUGGUCAUCAAACAGCAGCUGUGGUCUAAAAUACCCCUUGGUUGCUAACCCCAGUAAUUAAUGUCCAACGUACUCCCUCAGUCAAAGGGUCUGAUAUCACCUCUGCCAUCUCCACUUGCCGCAACCCCCCAUCAUCAUGGCAGUCUUGCUCACUUUCAUUCAUGCCCCGACCUCAACUAGACCCUGGCUAGGGGGCCUAACCUCACUGUCCAAGUCAGGCCUUGAACACGUUACUUAUAUCCUCCCCGUGGCCCAGUUUAAUCAUCUGUAAUCUUCAGAGUGUACUUCUUAGAGCACCUGUUCCAUAGAGAUUUUCUGAAAAUUAAUAUUUUCAGAGUUUUGAGAUUAUUGGACGAUUCAUGACCUUUUUGUACCAUAAAGACUGAUUAACAUAAAACCCUUUCCAGGUUGUGUGUAAAUCAUAACAUAUCUAUUCAGGAGUUGGAUAACACUUACCUACUUCACAGGUGUGAUGAUAGAGUAGAAAUGGGCACAAAAUCUGUAUCCAAACAUCUUCCAAAAUGUAGUGAAAUCCAGAUCUGGAUCUGACCUUGGUCACAGUUGGUCUCUGUACAAUGGGACUAAACAAAACUCCAGGUCCACUAUGGUGUUUAAUAAAGGGAACCAAAGUAGUCCAUUGAUAUUACAAAAUGAAUCCUGGUUCUCGUGACCGUCCUUUCUUUGUAACUAUUCCUAUUCUCACCAUAUUUGUUCCAAUUUCUUUGAGCUGCUCUCGGAUGUCAUUAGAAAGCCAUAAUGGCAGGAUGAAAAGAGUUUGUCAUCUCUCUUCAUCUCAUUGUGCCUGUCACCAGAAUGAGUUACCACCCAAUGUUAGUGCUUAACAAAUUCCCAUGACAGCAACUGUAAUAAGAGCAGAAAA
Messenger RNA from Caretta caretta (loggerhead turtle), 2735 nucleotides. The record is from RefSeq and is a predicted model, not a curated record. Lineage: Eukaryota; Metazoa; Chordata; Testudines; Cheloniidae.